GCCAAAGACAAGAUGGCGGAGACUUCUAGCCGCGCCAAGGCGUACAAGCUCCGUGCGCUCUCCAAGGAUGACCUCCUGAAGACGCUCCAAGAGUACAAGGCGGAGCUCGCUGGUCUCCGUGUUGAGCAGAUCACCAACGGCACUGCCUCCAAGAUCUCUCAGAUCAAGGUGUUCCGCAAGAACAUUGCCGUCGCCAAGACCGUGAUCAACCUCAAGACCCGUGAGGAGCUCAGGAAGCACUACAAGGGCGCCAAAUACGUGCCUCUGGACCUCCGCGUCCGCAAGACGCGCGCCCAGCGUCGUGCUUUGACCAAGCAUGAGCGUGCUCAGAAGACCGUGCGCCAGCAGAAGCGCGAUGCUCACUUUGCUCGCAAGGUGUACGCCGUCAAGGCCUAAACCUCUUGUUCUUGGAAUCUAAAGCACGUGAAUGGUGUCUUGUGGACGAAUCGAGGCACCGUUUGACACAA
This is a messenger RNA of Monosiga brevicollis MX1, 467 nucleotides long. RefSeq lists its product as uncharacterized. The transcript is spliced from 5 exons. The record is from RefSeq and is a predicted model, not a curated record. Lineage: Eukaryota; Choanoflagellata; Craspedida; Salpingoecidae. Gene Ontology annotation, biological process: maturation of LSU-rRNA from tricistronic rRNA transcript (SSU-rRNA, 5.8S rRNA, LSU-rRNA); translation. The coding region runs from base 13 to 396 and encodes 127 amino acids. Gene Ontology annotation, molecular function: mRNA binding; structural constituent of ribosome. Gene Ontology annotation, cellular component: cytosolic large ribosomal subunit; ribosome.